Molecule: messenger RNA, 2529 nt
Organism: Sparassis crispa
Lineage: Eukaryota; Fungi; Basidiomycota; Agaricomycetes; Polyporales; Sparassidaceae
Product: Endoribonuclease YSH1
Exons: 11
Coding region: 1-2529 (842 amino acids)
Biological process (GO): mRNA 3'-end processing by stem-loop binding and cleavage
Cellular component (GO): mRNA cleavage and polyadenylation specificity factor complex
Molecular function (GO): RNA endonuclease activity; 5'-3' exonuclease activity; RNA binding
Source: RefSeq, a predicted model, not a curated record
AUGGCUGAUGUUCCGACAUUGAGAAUAACGCUCCUCGGGGCAGGUCAGGAAGUCGGUCGCUCAUGCUGUGUCAUUCAAUACCGUGGCAGAACGAUCGUAUGUGAUGCGGGCGUCCACCCGGCAUACAGUGGUAUCGCAUCCUUGCCCUUCGUAGAUGAGCUGGACUGGAGUACAGUGGAUGUCUUGCUGAUUACACAUUUUCAUCUCGACCAUGCAGCGGCGCUCACGUACAUCACGGAGAAGACAAACUUUCGAGAUGGAAAGGGUAAAGUAUACAUGACACACCCCACCAAGGCGCUGCACAAAUUCAUGAUGCAAGACUUCGUACGGAUGAGCUCGUCGACAUCUGAUGCUUUGUUCUCACCACUUGACCUAUCAAUGUCCUUAUCUUCCAUCAUUCCUGUGUCCGCCCAUCAAGUUAUUACUCCUUGUCCUGGCGUCACGUUCACCCCAUACCAUGCAGGCCAUGUCCUAGGCGCUUGUAUGUUCCUCAUUGACAUAGCGGGCCUCAAGAUUCUAUAUACUGGCGACUACUCUCGCGAAGAAGAUCGUCAUCUGGUUAAGGCUGAAGUGCCGCCCAUUCGGCCUGACGUGCUCAUUGUGGAGAGCACAUACGGUGUGCAGACGCUCGAAGGCAGAGAAGAGAAGGAGCUGAGGUUUACCAACCUCGUUCACUCGAUCAUACGACGAGGCGGUCAUGUACUUCUACCUACAUUUGCUCUUGGGCGUGCACAGGAACUACUCCUGAUUUUGGACGAGUACUGGAAGAAGCACCCGGAUCUUCAAAACGUCCCUGUCUACUACGCUUCCAGUCUCGCUCGGAAAUCAAUGGCGGUGUACCAAACAUACAUCCAUACGAUGAAUGCCAAUGUGCGCUCAAGAUUCGCUAAGCGAGACAAUCCAUUCGUCUUCAAGCAUAUCUCGAACGUCCCUCAGACUCGCGGUUGGGAGCGCAAAAUUGCUGAAGGACCCCCAUGCGUCGUCCUGGCAAGUCCUGGCUUCAUGACGGUAGGCCCUAGCCGAGAGCUGCUGGAGCUGUGGGCACCGGAUUCGCGGAACGGCGUCAUCAUUACAGGUUAUUCGAUCGAGGGUACUUUGGCGCGGGACAUACAAAGCGAACCGGAGGAGAUUAUCUCCCUCAAGGGUGCGACGAUCCCCCGCAAGCUCUCUGUCGACGAAGUCUCCUUCAGUGCCCAUGUCGACUACUCGCAGAACUCGGAAUUCAUCGAGAUGGUGAAGGCUCAGCACAUCGUCUUAGUACAUGGCGAGCAGACCGCGAUGGGCCGUCUGCGAGCGGCCAUGCAAAACAGGUACAAGAGCCGCGACGAAGACGUGAAGAUCCACACACCCCGGAACCUCGAGACGCUUGAGCUCACCUUCCGUGGUGAGCGCGUCGCAAAGGCGAUCGGCGCCCUCGCAGCGAAGCCGCCACAGGCGAACGAUAUUCUCUCGGGUCUGCUCGUCUCGAAGGACUACUCGUACACGCUCCUGGACCCGCGGGACCUUCGCGACUUUGCGGGCCUGACGACCUGUGUGGUCACGCAGCGCCAGAGAAUGGUGCUCGGCGUCGGCUGGGACCUUGUGCGGUGGCAUCUGGAGGGCAUGUUCGGCAAGGUCGAGGAAGGGUUUGAUAAAGAUGGCGUGCCUACCAUCCGGGUCAUGGGUGCGGUUGACGUGAAGCAGACGCAGGAGCACGAGCUCUUGUUAGAAUGGGAUUCGAGCGCGAGCAACGACAUGAUCGCCGAUGCGACGCUCGCGCUCAUCACAGGGAUCGACCAGAGCCCCGCCUCCGUAAAACUGACAACGCACCCCCAUACCCACGCGCACGCGCCAGAGCACCCGCACCCGCAUGCAGACGUCGAGGACGAUGGCGCGGCGGUGACGCGCAUCCAGCGCCUCGCGAUGUUCCUCGAGGCUCACUUUGGCGAGGUCGAGCUGCACAUGCCGGAGGAGACGGACGAGCCCGAGCAGGGCGAGGACAGCCACGAACCGUCGCUCCUCGUGCGGCUUGACGAGGCCGACGCGAUUAUCAACCUUGUAUCCAUGACGGUGACGAGCGCAAACGACGCGCUUCGCAAGCGCGUAGAGUCGGUGCUUGAUAUGGCCGUGUCGACCAUCGCGUCGCUCAGCGAGGCGUUCACGUCGGGCGUGCCUCUCCUCAGCGAGGAGGCCGCGGCGGCGGAGGCAGUGAAGCAGACGCACAGCGCGUCGCCCGCGGUGCCCGGCUCCGAUCGCCAAUCCGAACCCAUAUUCGAAUCCGGUCCCGCAGCUGCCGCCCCGUUGGAAGAAAGCAGGCCCGUUGCCAUCGCCACGGAGGUGCAGGAGCACGCUGCUGAGGCACUUCGGAAGGCGGAGAACGCCGAGGGCACUGGGACCCCGGAGGGCGUGAGCGCGCAGGCCGAAGGGCAUCCUGGGAAUCAAGACGGUGAACAGCACCUUCAGGACGGAGAUAGGCCGGGACAUGAGGGCGGAGACGAGGAGAGCGAUUCGGGGUCGGACGACGACGCCAUCUUGCAGGUGCACGACUGA